AAAAUGUCACACAUGGAUGACAGCACACAGGAUGAUCCAGUCCCAAACAAGGAUAAACGUCUUAUAAUUGUCUUAAGCAACUGUAGUCACACCAUCAAUGUUAUGAUACCACGCCUAGUGGAGAAUCUUGAGAAACAUGGAUACCCUGAAACAGAAACUGUACAGCAGGAUGCUGAGGAGACAUAUGGGAGACUGGACAAAGUGUUGUUUGAUGCGUAUGUUGAGGAGAAGUCUAACGCUAUCAUUGGUCACCUAGAGCAGAAUAUGUAUGCUGGCAAGUUUGACUGGAACGACUCACAGAGGCCAUCAGGUGUCAGGAGUUAUGUUAAGGAAGCGGUCAUGGGUCUGAUAGGGAUCCACUCAGAGGUGUUUGCCAUAUCACCUCAUCUAGUCACCAGAGUUCUUCAUACAGUCUGUGAACAUGUGGUAGAGGAGGUCUCCAGACUCAUACAAUGUGUGACAGGCUUUAACUCAUAUGGGGCUUUACAGGCCAGGGUUGAUCUAAGUGCAAUAGAGAAUGCCAUUGGAAUAUAUAAAACAUCUCAGAUAAGGACCUCAAUUAAGGAAGCUAUCGGUUGCUUGCCACCAAUGGAUGAGGGUGCAGGAAAAAAGUUAAUGGAAGACUGUCAGAAUAGGUUUCAAAGUCAAAUGAAGUUUCACCUGCUUUGUUUCAAAAGUGACCCAGUUAAGAAACGCAGUUCCUCCCCGACAUUAUGAUCUGUGCACAACUUGGAAAGUGACUGUAUAUGAAACGAACAUUUUGC
Molecule: messenger RNA, 764 nt
Organism: Owenia fusiformis
Lineage: Eukaryota; Metazoa; Annelida; Polychaeta; Sabellida; Oweniidae
Source: the annotation of a GenBank genome assembly